AUGUUAAAUAAUAAUACAAACCAAUUUCAACGUGCAUUAAAAUAUCCAAUUAAUAUGGCUAAAUUUUCAAACAAUAUUUCUCUAAAAUAUCAUACAUCUAUGAUUCGAACUCAACCUAUAAAAAUUAACAAAAAAAAUAUUUGUAUUCUUUGGAACAUAGUAGAUACAUUUGUCUAUGCAAUUAUACCAUUUAUACUAACAUUAAUAUGUAGUCUUAUUAUUAUAAUUAAAGUAUUUCAAAGACGUCGUUCAGCUGCAAUCUUAGGUGGAAUACGUCAUGUACAAAGAGGUUUUAAUUCAUCAUCAGAUCAUUUCUCAACUAUAUUAAUAACAAUAAAUAUUUUAUUUUUUAUUAUGACUGGACCAUUAAAUAUUUGUCUUAUUAUUCAAUCCGUAUAUAAAUGUAGUUUUACGAAUUCAUCAUCAAUAAAGAAUUUCGUUAUGUUAAAUGAAUAUUUACGUUUAUUGCAAAAUUCCUAUCAUGCAUUAUCAUUUAUAUUUUAUUGUCUUAUUGGAAAGAAAUUUCGAAAUUCAGCUAAAUCUAUAUGUCGAACAGUAUAUUAUAAAGCAAUGGAUUUUGGUAUUGCUGAUAUCUGUUUACAAACACCGUUAGUUUCAUGUUGUCUCGAUCGAAAACGUUCAUCAAGUAGUGGACAAACAACAUCAUCAAAUAGUAGGCCAACUGAUGUUAGACGAUUAACAAUUGAACAAAGAAUAAAUAACCCAUUACCAUUGAAUGUAAUUCACCGACCCAUUUGCGUUACUUUUGAUGUUAAACAAAAAUCUAUAAAAUGUUCUACUACAUCUGUUUAA
Molecule: messenger RNA, 813 nt
Organism: Rotaria sp. Silwood1
Lineage: Eukaryota; Metazoa; Rotifera; Eurotatoria; Philodinida; Philodinidae
Source: the annotation of a GenBank genome assembly